AACGCUGUUAUGACCUUUUGUUUUGUUUCGCGGCGGUCUACUAGUCACUAUUGGAGCAUUAGACACGUGGUUUUGUGAGGUUAAGUACGAGCCAGUGGUAAUUGUUGCCAUCACUUUAACUACUCAAAAUGCAGCACGACGAUGUUGUAUGGAGUAUUAUCAAUAAAUCCUUCUGCUCUUACAAAGUCAACACUAAGACCCAGAGGUUCUGCCGAAAUGAAUAUAAUCUAACAGGUUUGUGUGGUAGAGCUGCGUGUCCAUUGGCGAAUAGUCAGUAUGGUACAAUUCGUGAAGAAAAGGGUAUUAUAUAUUUGUAUAUGAAAACGGCUGAGAGGGUGGCAUUUCCACGUAAUUCUUGGGAAAAAGUAAAAUUAUCAAGAAAUUUUGAAAAAGCAAUUCAUCAAAUUAACGAAAAUCUCUUAUAUUGGCCUACAUUUAUAAAAUCAAAAUGCAAGCAACGUUUCGUCAAAAUUACCCAAUAUUUGAUACGCAUGAGAAAAUUAAGAUUAAGGAGACAGAAAUUAUUAGUGCCUCUACAACGUAAAAUUGAAAGACGAGAAACCAGACGAGAAGAAAAGGCUUUAAUAGCUGCUCGAAUUGAGAAAGGUGUCGAAAAAUCUCUGUUGGAGAGACUCAAAAAGGGUGUGUACCAAGACUUGUACAACAUACCACAAAUUGCAUUUGACAAAGCUCUAAAUGAAGAAGAAAUUGAAUCAGAAGAAGAAUGCGAAACAGAAAAGGAACUGGAAUUGGAAAGAGAAAUGGAGGAUGGGCCAGAAUACGUUGCUGCCGAAUCGGAUGAUGAUCUCUCAGAUGAAGAUGAUGCAAUGAGCGUUGAUAGUGAAAGUGGUAAGAAAGAAGAGGUUGAUUUAGAUAGCAGUUUUGAAUCGGAUACAUCAGAUAUUGAGGACAUGUUCCUUCCAAGCACAUCAAAUGCACCAAACAAAAAGAAAAAAGGUAAACCUACUACUCCUAGUUCUAAGAAGUCGCCACGGAAAACAAGGGUAGAAAUUGAGUAUGAGCUUGAAGAAAACACACCUAUAAAAUCAAGAGUAUCUAGCUAUUAAUUCUUACGUGAAAUUCUUAUUUAAAAUAAAUUAAAUUUUAAUAUACAUAUCAAAUUCUUUAA
This is a messenger RNA of Photinus pyralis (common eastern firefly), 1129 nucleotides long. It is a transcript of the gene Rbm13, whose product is annotated as protein MAK16 homolog. The transcript has 8 exons. Gene Ontology annotation, biological process: maturation of 5.8S rRNA; maturation of LSU-rRNA. NCBI's taxonomy places the organism in Eukaryota, Metazoa, Arthropoda, Insecta, Coleoptera, Lampyridae. The coding region runs from base 129 to 1067 and encodes 312 amino acids. The record is from RefSeq and is a predicted model, not a curated record. Gene Ontology annotation, cellular component: preribosome, large subunit precursor; nucleolus.